AUGGUCGUCGUUAUGCUUGCAAGUACUUAUUGUUAUUUGUCUCCUCAACUUGCUCUUUGGCCUGAAUGCGGAUGGCAACCUGUGUUUUUGACGGAUUUGAUAACGGCUGCGGCAGUUAAAAAGGCCUACAGAAAGGCGACGCUUUGCAUCCAUCCUGAUAAAGUCCAACAAAAAGGUGCCAAUCUUCUGCAGAAAUAUAUUUCAGAAAAGGUGUUUGACUUGCUCAAGGAAGCGUGGAACAAGUUCAAUUCCGAGAGGAGCUGUUCUGAGCUUCGAUUUGUUGUUGUUACGUUUCUAAAAGUUCAUCAUUCGGCUAUGCUUUGGAUUCAAAUGCAAGGCUGUUCAAGCAGCUAUAGAUCUCUAUAUCUGUAGCUGUUGUCGGCUUCAGUUUG
This is a messenger RNA of Hibiscus syriacus, 392 nucleotides long. RefSeq names its product auxilin-related protein 1-like. The transcript is spliced from 3 exons. NCBI's taxonomy places the organism in Eukaryota, Viridiplantae, Streptophyta, Magnoliopsida, Malvales, Malvaceae. Bases 1 to 372 code for a protein of 123 amino acids. Gene Ontology annotation, biological process: clathrin-dependent endocytosis; clathrin coat disassembly. Gene Ontology annotation, molecular function: clathrin binding. Gene Ontology annotation, cellular component: cytoplasm; intracellular membrane-bounded organelle; vesicle. The record is from RefSeq and is a predicted model, not a curated record.